CUGAACUUGAAGUAGCUAUUUGCGUCGUUUUAUUACGGAAACAAAGUGUUUUAACCGAAUUUCUCUUUUAUUGCGUGUGAUGAACUUGGCGGGUAAACGAAUUCCGUGUGAACUGUGGCUGUUAAGUUAUGUGGACAAAGUGUUUUAACCGCGUUUGUAUUUUGAUGUGUGCGAUGAAUUUUGUGAGUGAGGAAGUGCAUAUCGACACAAAUGACGUCCAUCUUGGCAACGACUGCAAGCCAUCAGCAGUGCCCUCACUGCUGGUUCCUGGGAACAGCUGGAGCAACGCACACACGUCUGAAACGACAAAGGACUUCGAUGGGAGGAUGGAUCUCAUUGAAAUACGUCUGAGGAUGUGGAAUAGGAAGAGACAUCUGGGUCAGGGCAGGGUCAUGUAACAAGACCUUGAGUGAACAGGCGGUCUGUAGGUGCGAGCUACGCCAAGUCAAACUAUAAUGAACCUCCUCACACAUGAUUUCUGGACCGUCUGCACAGCAAGUCGACUUGGAACCCGCGCUAGAAAAGUUUCGACUGCAACGUACGAUAAGUCGAAUCACGGGUAUUCAGCGUGUGAUAUUGAUUUAGGGUUCUAUCGUCUGUGUUUGAUGGUGGAUCCCGUGCAUUCCGUUUCCCUUGCACGUGAGACGUCAAUAUGGCAACACAGCGCCGUGGCGCGAGAGCGAGUCUGAGCCGUUGAACAUGAGGCUAACUAGAUCUGUCUAAAUGGGGCUCAGUCCGUUUAGGGGUUGUGCCAUGGUGGCACGGUGAACCCAUCCACGUUGUUUCAAACUCUUUGGCACAUUUAACGGUGAUGAGGAGUGGACAUGGCAAUAAAUUUCUCGGCAUCAUUUGCGGCGUGCUUGGCCGCUGGCCUCAAGGUGCCCAGGCAAAUUAUGUACUGCAUUGCUCAGGAUACGGGGGCACCAUACGUAUUAUAUAAAGACGGAAUGGAUAGGCCUCAAGGGCAGCCUGGACAGUGGGGCCCAGGGGCACCACAGGAUGGGGGUUAUCCCCCGCAAGGAUCAUCAUCAUCCGGGAGUCCCCAGCAUCCAUGUGGUGGUCCUGGUGGAGAAACAGAUGGACCUGGAUCUACAGGGGCCAAUGGAUUACCACCAAGCAGGGACCAACAGCAACAGGGUACAAUGACAUCACCUGUUCCCUCACCCUACGCUCCACCACAGUCAGCACCACCUGAUCCUGUGCAAGCGCCACAACCCCAAGGACCACCUCAUGUACCUGGAGAAGAGGAUCCUUCACAGCAGCAGCAGAUUCAACAACAACAACAUUCUCCUGGCACCCAACCUCAACCCCCCCAGGCCCCUCAACCACAACAACCUCAGCCUCAACCACACAAUGAUGUGGACCAGCAAGACAUGAAACAGGAGGGUGGGAAUACUGACGCCGGGUCCAGCAGUGAGAUGAAGCCGCCGCCGCCGCCACCACCACCACCACCGCCACCUCCGCAACAACCCCAACAGCAGAGACCUCCUCCCCAGUGUUUUCCACCCACAGGUGGUCCUGGUCCAGGUCAGCCAGACAUGCAACAGCACUCGUAUCCAGGCCAACAUUACUUUAAGGACUCACGCAGCCAUCAUGCACCGGUCAUGCCUCCGCACAUGCUGGCUCCUGGUGGCUUCACGGCCCUGCAUUACCUAAAGCAACCUGGUGUAAUGCUCACUUCACUCGGACCCAUGGGUACAGGGGGUGGCGGGGAAGGUGGUGGACACUUGGUGGAUGGGAGCGCUAAUGGACAUCCAUAUGGUGCGGGAGGUACGAACAUGCAGGACAUGAGAACUGCGUCUCUCCCCGACAUCAUUCAACAACAACAGCAGCAGCAACAGGUUGUGGUGGGAAAGGCAGGAAAGGGUGGAGCAAAUGGAGAACUGAGGUUGUUCAAGUGCUUGACGUGCGGAAAGGACUUCAAGCAGAAGUCGACACUACUUCAGCACGAACGAAUUCACACGGAUAGCCGUCCGUACGGGUGCCCUGAAUGCGGGAAACGGUUCCGGCAGCAGUCGCACCUGACACAGCACCUGCGGAUCCACGCGAAUGAGAAGCCAUAUGCGUGCGUGUACUGCGAGCGUACGUUCCGGCAGCGCGCGAUCCUGAACCAGCACCUGCGCAUCCACUCUGGUGAGAAGCCCUAUCAGUGCCCAGAGUGCGGGAAGCACUUCCGCCAGAAGGCCAUCCUCAACCAGCACGUCCGCACACACCAAGAUGUGAGUCCCCAUCUCGUGUUCAAGAAUGGGAUGACACCAACACUGUGGCCACAGGAUGUGCCAUAUCCACCCGACGCAGAAAAGGAUGACGCUGCAUCGACAUUUGGCGGUGGUGAGGAUGGGAGUUCACAGCAAACAGAUCAGCGGGGCAAUGGACAGUGUUUCUCCCCUGACUCCCUCCAGCAAUACCCUGCCUACUUCAAGGAUUCUAAGGGGGCAAACCAUGCAGCUUUUGGGGGUGGGAACUUUGGAGCACUUCAGUACCUAAAGCAGGGUCAGGGUGGAAAGGGUUGCUUGCCUGAUGUGAUACAACAUGGACGAAGUGCAGGUAUGCCCUUGUAUGUGCGCUGUCCAAUCUGCCAGAAGGAAUUCAAGCAGAAGUCAACACUGUUGCAGCACGGCUGUAUACAUAUAGAGUCUCGACCGUACCCGUGCCCAGAAUGUGGGAAGCGUUUCCGACAGCAAUCUCACUUGACGCAACACUUACGCAUACACACCAAUGAAAAACCAUAUGGUUGCGUGUACUGUGGCCGCAAUUUCCGUCAGCGCACCAUAUUGAACCAGCACCUACGCAUUCAUACAGGUGAGAAACCCUACAAGUGUUCGCAGUGCGGUAAGGACUUCCGACAAAAGGCUAUUCUAGAUCAGCACACGCGGACACAUCAAGGCGACCGCCCGUUUUGCUGCCCCAUGCCUAAUUGUCGACGUCGCUUUGCUACAGAACCAGAGGUAAAGAAGCACAUUGAGAAUCACAUGAAUCCUCAUGCAGCUAAGUCUCGUCGCAACAACAAUUUGUCGGAAACAAAACAUCACCCUGUUGGUGCCAUGGGGAGUACGGGAGAUCGCGGACCCUCUCUGCUGUCCCGAGGUAUUCCCCCCACAGCCGUAGUGAAACCAGAACUGUACUUCCCCCAGUGUUAUGCUCCAGCAUUCAAUCAUCAGCCAGCCGUGGGCCCCGGUGCCCAGUUUCCUGGUAAUCCAAAUCCUGCUCCUGGCAAUGGGGAGUUCAAACCUCCCACAGGCCUGCCUGCACAAUGACUAACCGCUGCCUCACUCCGGAACUGAAGUCGUGCUUGGCCCAGUGGAGAGAGAUUGUCGUGUCUCUCACUUGACUUAAUGCCGGUCUUAGACUGGUUUAAUAGUAUGUGAUAGAAAUAAUUUGCCAAGAUUUUAAAUGAAGAAAUAGGAAAAAUGUACAUAUUAUUGAUUGUAAUAUUAUAGUGUCUUGACAUAAGGAGGAAGAGAGAUAGCUGCGUUAUAUAUAAAUAUAUAGAUAACUUUUGUAUUGAUGCCGUAAUAACGCUUGUGCUGAAACUUUUGAAAAAAGAAACAAAAUUGUAGAUAAUACGAAAUACAUAUAUAUAUAUAUAUAUAUAUAUUUUACGUGAUUUUCAUGAGGUGCUGUUGAAGGCAGUGAGCAUAGCAGAUGUCCAUCUGUAGUGUUCAUAUUUUUUGUUUUAACGAGAUGUUGCACAUCAUGGCAAUGAUGUAAGGAGGAAACCUAUCUCGAGGUUCACAUAAACAAGAGGUUUUAAAAUGACAAAUGGUGGCAAUAUACCGUCUUAUCAUAUUAUUAAUAUUAUAAAAACAGUUAAAUGUAGUCUCUUUCUUACUGUUACUUGUUUGAUCUCGUUUUAGCAUCAUUUGCAGAUCUGUUAAAGAGCAUGGUUUUGUACAAGUAUUGUAUGUAGUGCCUAUAGAAGUAUUGUUCUACUCUUGUUUAGAAAAUGAACACGUUGUCCCUGAAAAUAGAUUUUUUACUAUAUUUGGUGUGGAAUGAAACAUUCCUCCCCAUUGUUGCCAUAUGAAGGGAAGAAAAUUAUACAUGCAUUUGAAGUAUGUAAAAUUGACACUUGGAAUGUCUAAAAUAUUCGUGACGAAGGUUAUUUUGUCACGAGAAAAUGUGUGGCCACCACAUACAGGGUCCUGGCUUUAACAGAGGGAAAGUAGCGGUAACUUGUGUAGAUUACUUCUUUAUAGAUCUUUCCGACACAUUAGAAACACUUGCCAUUUAAGCAUGUUUGGAGUGCACUGGAAUGUACAGUGUUUGGUUUUGUGUGUUUAGAAAUUUAGUUUUGCAUUAUUUGUUGAGGAAACACCUCUGCAGCCACUGUCAAUAUUCACAAUUUGUGUGUGUGUGUGUGUGAUUCAGAUGCAUGAAAUGUGUCUAAACACCAGAAAUCUCCAGCACCACCCAAGAUGUUUUUCUUUCAGAUUUGAUAGAUACUUUGAAAAUCUAAGCAACGUAUAAUGUUCUCUUGGGCUACCAGCCAUGUCAGAUGGCUAAAAGGUGAAAGAACCAACGUUUCAAGAACCAUCUCUGCCUUUGUCCUAAGGGGAUUGUUUUUCAAAUUAUUUUUUUGCCUUAACCACCUGACACUGCCAAAUCACAGUGAAAGCUCCAAAAAGCAGUUUCCAAAAAUGAGCAUAGAUCAGUACAGUUAUUUUAUAUAUGGCCUAUUUUUAAGUGCACUUUCUGGUGACCAAAAACGAAGUGGGGUGCAAAGUAAAUUUCAUUUUGCCUUAUAGGUGCAAGUUAAAAUAUUCAGUACUGUGGUCUUCAUUUCAUCAUUCAAUUUAGUUGUCCUUUUGGACUUUUCUAAACAGAAAAGAUGGUCCUUGACAUUAUAAGAUUUCCUUCAUGAUUAUUCUACAUUUGAUGUCUGCAUGUUGUAGUUUGAAAAUUUUGACUACUGUUUAUGUGUAAAUUGUUUAUGGUUGAUUUGGUUAUGAGUUAAUUAGUAUAAAACAUUUUUCUUUGAAUAUCUUGGUAUUUCGCAGUUUCAGUAAUGUACUGAAUGGGAUCGUGAUACAGAAAAAGAAACUUGUACUACUAUUUCAGAGAUAAAUGUACAAUAUAUAUAUAUAUAUAUAUAUGUAUAUGCAGUAAAAUUUCAGAUUAAUGUAUCCAUUCUUUGGCAUAAACAAUUUAGUGAAGAUGAACAGUGCAGAAAUGUGCAUGACCAUUGAAGUAUUUACACCAGAAAUUAUAUUUAGCACUACUGCAGUUCUAACAGAAAUAAGUAGUACAAUUCUUAUCUGUUUAUAACAAUCUUUACAUGAGUGUCGUAACUUUUAAAUGUAACUACAUGUGGUUGUUUAGCAGCAAUUCCAUUCUGAUAGGUAAGUGUGCUGUGAGAGAUUGAAUUUGUUUUAAACCUUCAUCAGUUUUUGUGUAGAUACUUUGUUUGUCAUAUACAUUAAUUUGUGACAUUCUUAUGAAUUUGUACCCGAUUUUUCAUAACAGUCAAAAUUGUCUUGGGAGUUCAUAGGCUGGAUAUAUCUGCUGUGGUUUGUGUGUACGAGAGAAUUAUCCAAUGUAGGCUAUUAGUUUGUGAGUGUUUUUAUCAUAUCUGUUGUUUUACUGGGUGACCAUUGUUGAGUUUUGCAUAAUUAUGUGCAUUGUACAUGAUUAUGCCAGUUUUAUGUUGAUUGUUUAAGGUAUAUUUCAUAUAUGUGACAUUACAAGAAUUAUUAUUUUCAGGCAAUUUGUCAUCAUACUGACAUUUUAUUGUAUUUAAUUAUAUUUCUGGUGAUCUAGUGGUCAGUAUUUUAUCUUAGUACUCAAAAGGUCCCUGGUUUGAUUCUGUCACCACUAGUUUUAAUGAUCUCUCAGUAUGACAACCAAUCUCCUGAAGAUAAUGAAAUUAACUCAAAAUAUUGUGUAUAUAAAAUAUACCUCAGGCAUUGUCACUGUCCAGCAUAAUAUUGGUAUAAUGAAUUAUUGAUUGUUACAAAUGAAGUAUCCCAAUCAUUUGCCGCUUGGAAGAUGUGCCAUACAACAUGGAGAGGUUCCUGGGCAAUUCAUAGUCACAUUAAAUGUACCAGUGAUAGUUUUAUGUUUGAAGAAUGGAUCAGGUAGUAGGAAUAAUAAAAAUUAAAAUGCAGGCAUGAAAGUAUGAUGAAGAUGUAAAUUCAUCCUUAGUUCCUCAACAAAGUGAGUUGGGUUUGCAUUCUGACUUCCUUCUAUGUUGCAAUCUUCAUUUUUCUCAGUUUUGGCUACUGAAACAGUCUACUAGUUCAGUUAGGCAUUUCAUGAAUGAACAUUCUCCAUAAAUCUAUAUCAGGCAUGUCAAGCUCUUUGUCUACUAAGGGCUGCUUAAAUAAAGUAACUUCUGCCUACUUUUACUAUUCUGUGCUUAAGCUUAGGUUAUAUUUUGGGUUGUAAAAGCAUUAGCAUUGGCAGAUGUGUCAGUUCUAGGUGCUUGAAGCUAUUCUCUCUGCAUAAGCGUGACAUGUAUAAUGUAAUGUGUGUUUUGACUUCACUUGCCAAUACAUCAUACCACAUGUGCUUUUGGUUUGGAAUAUCAGGUCUAAUAGAAAUGGGACAGGGUUGCACCACUCAUAGAAGGUUCCCACACUUCAUUAAAAGAAAAUCAGUUAAGAUGGCUAAACCUAGAGUGGUAAAUUAGAGUCUUCACAAAAGUAAAAUUAUCUUGUAGACUGAACAGGCCUACUACAAAUUGUCAUGUUUCUUUGUGGAUGAGUUUUGCCCCCCUUGAGGUGUGAUUCCUUCAGCAUCUGUAAUGUCCCUUUGUUUCAUUGUCAUUAUCUUCAGCUAAAGUAUGUCUCUGUUAUGACGAUCAUCGCCACAAGUAUUUAUAUUUUAAACUGCCAAAAAACUGUAUAUCCACAGUCAAAUUUUGUGUAUGGUGGUAAAAUGUGGACUGGAUAAGCAUCAAUCUGCACUCAUUCUGUUUGCUGGAUUUUCAUUAUUUUCUUCUUGUGUUGAGUGGGAAAUUUUGUAAGUUACGUACUGGAAAGGAUGUGGAAGGAAAUAGUCAUUGCCUGUUUUCUGGUCCCAUGCUAGAAUGACUUUCUCUGUUAGGCCACACUCUUUGUUGUGCUUUAACACCUUGGAAAGCAACCUGACAGCAGAGUGAGAUGGUGUCGACACAUUUUAUGGUCAACAUAUGGAUAUAUCAGUUGAAAUUAUUAUUGUAGUAUGAAAUGUUGUUUAAAACAAAACCAAGUACAAGAAUGAGGACCCAUGCAAGUAUAAAUUGGAAGUGAGAUUUAUAUUUACAAGAUGGAAUUAUUUCCCUAGAGGAAAAUUUAUUGCAUGUCAUUGUUUCUUACACUGUAAUUUGUGAAAGCAGUGUAAAGAUGAAAACUUUAUGACUAGUUGUCAGUAUCUUAUUUAGUGUCUCUGUGUUUGAGUUUAUGUUUAGCCACUAUAUUAACUGCAACAUGCAUGCAUACUUCUUUUUUAUUUAUUUUAUUGAUGGAAGCAGUUUCCACUGAUUUUAUAUCUCUUUAUUGUUGCACAGUUUUAAAUGUGCUAUAUAACAAGAAUGGUACUGGAAUACCAUGUGGUUUCUGUAGAACUGGCUUAUUUUCCUUGUGAUAUGUGGGAACUUCUUAAGCUUUAAAUUUGCUUAGAUUUUGUAAGGAAGCGAAACAGGCAAGAGUUCAUUACAAAUGAAUUUAGUGCAAUAAUAAUGGAGAAUGCUGCAUUUGUUAACUUCAUAUAUUCUUUCCUACUGCAUGAUUUAUUGUCAUUUGAUAAUUUAAUUAGUUUGUGCCAUUCAUUGUUACAUAUAACUAUAGAAUUUAUUACAAGGGUUCAUUCCACGCCGAAAGUGUGGAAAGUAAUUGUUUAAUAAGGACAUUGAGAGCAUUGCAAAUGAGAGCCAUCUACCGCAAAAUAGGUUUAGUCAAUGCAAUUUUAAUUUUGAUAUAACUUGGCAAUAAAUUAAAUGUUGUACCUGUUUUUAUAACAUAUUUAGAUUUGCCUGUAAAAUUUGAUGUUAAAUUUUAGAUAGAUAUAUUACUUGAAUGACACAGGAUUUCAGAGCAAGAAAACUUUUUAAAACUAGUUUAAUUAAUUAUUAAUAGUUUGUCUAUUAUAAGUUCAAUUAAUUUAAUCAGCCUGUAGGUAGUAGUUGUCUUUUACAAAAAGAAAUGAUCAUUUUAGUUUUUGAAUUGUCCAUAAAUAUGUAUUCAGCACAGUUUUGUUGGACAAUUUUUUUGCAUAUUCAAGUUUAGAUAGUUUUCCACAAAUGUUUAUUCCAAAUUGAAACAGAAUUAUCCACAAAAAAGUAUUGCAUCAUGAAGCACUUCACAGGAAAGAAUCCUAAUUGGUAAAUUUUACCAUUAUAUGUCAUUCUGUAUUUGUUGUCAGUCAGAUUUAUUGUCUGUGUUUCAGAACUAUCUGCAGUGUUACAUAGUUGUUGGUCUUGUACUAUACAUUAAUAUCAAAAUACAUUUCAAAGCUUUGGGGCAAGGGUUAUUUUUAUGAAACAUUGUUGGGCUUAAAGUGUCUUGUGCUUUUGAGAGGUAGAUCUUUUUUAAAGUGGGUUUAAAACAAAGUUUUUGGGUGUGACAAGUUUUGGCAAGAAUGGAAUUCUGGUUCUUAAUAUUAAGACUUCUGAAAUACAUUCUUCUACUUUUAGCAAAAUAAAAUAAAUGAUAGGCCACUAUAUCAGUGGAAGUUAAUUGAGUGGAUGUUUUUACCAGUCAUUAAACAUUGGUUGAUUUUUAAUUUAAAUUCAUCGGUCAGUUUAAGAAAUUUGAACCAAAAUAUCAAGUUUUGUUCAUCCAGAAAACUCUUAAAAACAGUAUAUGGUACUAAGCUAUAAAAUACCCAGAAAAUUCUUAAUACUCUUACACAUAAUAGAAGUUUUGAUGAACCAAUAUAAACUAGAAUUAGAUUUUCUGACAAAUUUUGAUACUAAACGCCAUAAAUGUUUUUGGAACUUUAAGUGAAUAGACAUGAUUUCUCUAUUGUGCAUUCACCAAAUUAUGAUAGUUGGAAUUCACUAAAAGUUAGAAGUGAAUUACAAUGGUUUAUUGUGAGAAGUCUCCCUCCCAAAUUAUAUAUUAGCAUAUAUAUGCAAGGAUUCUUGAAUUUAUUAAGAAAUUGUGUAGAUUUAAGUUGCACUCCGUCAGUUUCCAGUUUUAAAACAUAUAAGAGGGAGUCCUUUUCAGUAUUCAUUUUAUUUUUGCAAUUACAGAUUCAUAGUAAUGGAUGUAUUUAAUUAGCCAAUCCUGUUCAUACAGUGCUGCUUUAUUUACAAAAUCAAAUACCUGUCAUGUAUAUGUGUUAUUUUAUUUUUACUUUACAAAUAUGAUUAGUUUCUAAAUACAGUUUAACAGCUUUAUUUUUCUUGUUUACAUUUAAUUGAGAUUGAGGGGUAGAUGACUCUCUUUAAUUUGCCUCAAACUACAGUUGCCUGGAAUUUUGCAUUGUCUGGAUGUUAUAUUUAUUAUAUAUUUUAAAUGGACACAUUAACUUGGCAGAAGUGUAACCAUCAAUAUUUCAGAUAGUGAGUAAGAAAGACACUGUUAAUACACACAUAUGUUAUUCAAAAUUCUACUGAUUUCCAGAAGAAAGUUUAAUAGUAACAUGAUAAAUUUAAAACUCAUCCCAUUGUUUUAAAAGUACAGUAAAACAUGUUUGUUUCUUCAACCUUCAAAAUUGUAUUUUUUUUAUAAAAAAACAUAAAUAUAUGAAUUAUAUUUACUUGUUUUAAUGAAAUUUAUACUGUGAUUUCGUACUAAAAUCUUAUCGACAAAAUCAUACUAACGGACCAUGUUGAGAAUCAGUCAGAAUUAUGUAAGAAUUACAAUGAAAAAUAUUCAGGCAAGAUUUGUAAAAUGUAAUAAAGGAACGUUUUCUGUCAUGAAAUUUCUUUGAUGUUCUGUUUGUGAGAAAAUUUUCAGUACUACCCAAAAUGUAUGUACCUUAGACCAAUUUCUGUCCUAGUCACCAUGUUUUUUUGUGGUGAGAUUAUAUUUUAUUGUGCAUUGGGUAUUAAUAAACCAAACACAAUGAGUUUUAGUCACAACUUGAAGCUACAUUUUAAACCAUAGUUUGAUUUGGGAAUUUUAAUAUCAGUACAUCUCGGUUCCAAAUGUAACUGUCAUUCUGUGUGAAUUCAUCUACUCAAAAUACUUAACAGAAUGAAGUCAAAGCUUUCAAAAUUAUCACAAAAUAUGUGUAAAUGGCCAUUGUUCUCCUGUAAGUAAAUUAUUUAAACUUUCUUCUGCUUACAUUUUACAGUUGUCAGAGUAAAUUAUGAGGUCAUUUUCAAUUUGAUUAGGUUUCAUGGGGGUGAUUAUGGGAAUUUAAAUAUAGCAUGGUACUGUUGCACUGUUAGGAAUUUUAUCUGUAUAAUUUCUUGUGGAGGUCAGAAUAUGCAGUAUGCAAAUUUGAUGUGUAACGGACUUCCAUAAUUUCGGUGAUGUUAUGUAAAAAACACUGACUGUAUUUAGAGUCUCAAUAUUAUCAUUAAGAUCCCAGUCUUUUGCUGUGGUAUAAGGGAGUCUCGUGAUAGAUAUCUAUGCCUUCUGGAGCAUGGGAAAAGUUUAACAUUAUCAUGCUUUGCUUCAUCUUGGCCGUUGAUGCAAUACAAAUAAUUGAUUGACAUUAUUGCUGUUGUUUUAAAGUGCAAAAUGCAUGAUUGUUUCCAGGCACUACUAAUAUGGUUUUGAGGUAUAUAGUAUCCAUAGCUGUGAAUAGAAGGCAGCAUAGUAUAUGCAUGAUGUCACAUGCCAUAUACUGCAUUUUUAUCUUGCAUAGAUACUCUUGAUAAUUCUGUACUGCUUAUUUGUGUGUUGAGCAUAAUUGAAUAAUUUCUAAAUAUGAUGUGCAGUUCUGUCUGGAAUCAUAGCUUUCCUAGCUUGACUUCCUUAUAGUUUGAUGUAUCUGUGUGCAUGGAAUGAUGGAAUUGUUUAUGGCGUUUCUGUCAGUCUUAUUUUGAGAUUUUAUAACAAACGUGGCUGUGGAGGAUAUUUCUGACACUCCCAAAUUUUUUAUGCUAAUAGUUUUUUUAUACAGUGCACAUUAAUUUUCAUUUCAUAAGCUGCUGUUUUGGACAUUAUGUAUUUAUUAUAAUAGUUGUGAUCAGAGUGGCAGUAUAAUUUUUUUUGUAUAUAAUGUUUUCCUGAAAGGAUUUUUUUAUUUGUUUGGUUUAUGAAAAGUUAUAGCAUAUUUUUUAUUAUUAGGUGUGAUUUAGAAUUAAAACAAAUGUGUUGACAGCAAUUAAAGAGUUUUUUGUUGUUCCGUAUACAUUAAUGUUAUGUCUGUCGUUGCCAGCGAGAUGAUUUUAAUCUUGCAGGGCAUUCCACAAAGACAUUUGAUUGCACUACAUGGCAGUCAUCACAGUGCACUGGGAAAAGCUUGUUUGCAGGAAGUUCUUUUUAUACAACUCUUUUCCAAUUACUACUACUGAUGUUUUGGAAUUGCACUUAGUUGAACUGGAGUUUUCUGCUACUUCAUUGGAGAGUCUAUACAUGACAAUUCUGUGCAGCUCUCUAUACUCAUGUCUGUGUUUCACUGUUUUAGUGUGUGUAUGUGUGUUUUUUAAAGAUAGAUUUAAUGAUUAAUUUUACUUACAUAAAUGUAUACAUAUAUAUAUACACACACAUACAGAGCGAUACGAAAGUGCAUGCAUGCAGUUGUUGAUGCAGUUCCCAAAUGUAUUGAACUGAUAGCUCUCUGUGAUAGUUAGUGCCUCCUCUCACACAGAAAGGAGGCCAUAGUGUAACUUUCAAUCUCGUAUUGGUGCUGAAGGAUAUUGACCAUGUAUAUACUGUGUAUAGUAAGUAAUAGUCAAUUUGACACCAAUUUUUCUAAAUUUGUUUGUAGCAAAAUGUGUGACAGUUGAUUAGAACAAAGUUUUGAAAGGGAAUCAUUUGAUGAUUCCGUAACUUUUACUUAUACUGUAAAUUUGGAGUGAAAUGUGUUUUGGAUUUUUGUUCUUUAUGUGUGUGCAGGAAUUAUUUCCUGCAUUAUGACGAAGUGUAAUCCAUGAUCAUUAAAUAUGUUUUGAUGUGUGAA
This is a messenger RNA of Zootermopsis nevadensis, 12003 nucleotides long. The record is from RefSeq and is a predicted model, not a curated record. NCBI's taxonomy places the organism in Eukaryota, Metazoa, Arthropoda, Insecta, Blattodea, Termopsidae.